CAUGUUGAAUGAAUAAUGAAUAACUUCCGUAAUAUUAAUGGAAUCAUGAAUUCGAGCCUACCCUACACUAUUCUUGUUAACUGUGUCAUUAUUAUCAGUAUAUAUAUAUAGUGAGUAAUAGAAGUUGACAUGAACAUUUCAGUCUCAAUACAGGAGGACAAUUCUACAAAGUAACUUGCCUGUAUAUAUAAUAUAUAAUUAUGGGAGAACCAUGCAAAGAACAACAUCUUGACAUAACAAUUGAUGAGAAUGAAAUUGUUGAUGGUGCUAAAGAAAUAAUUAAAAAAAUCAGACCAACAUGGCCUUUGGACAAAUUACAUUUUAAGAUAUUUACAGAUGGAAUCACGAAUAAACUUAUAGGAGUAUGGUACUCUGAGUAUUACAAUGAGAUGGUAUUAGUUAGAGUUUAUGGACAUAAGACAGAUUUGCUCAUUAAUAGAAAAGAUGAAACAAGAAAUAUUCGAAUAUUAAACAAAGCAGGUUUUACACAUUCCAUUUAUGCUACAUUCAAUAAUGGUUUAGCCUAUCAGUUUAUUGAAGGUAAUAUACUUACAACGGAAACAGUCAGAAACCCUGAUGUAUAUGUAUUAAUUGCUAAAAGAAUGGCUCAAAUGCAUAGACUUAAACCUGAUAUUGAGUCCAAAGAAGCUUGUAUUUGGAAAAAGUUAGAAAAAUUUAUGGAAAUUAUGCCAAAAGAAUUUUCAAAUAUUACCAAACAAGCAAGGUUUGAAAAACUCAUAAAACCAUUUGUUGUUUUAAAACAAGAUUAUGAAGCACUAAAAAAAGAACUGAUAAAUUUGAAAAACGAAAUAGUGUUUGCUCAUAAUGAUUUACUUUUGGCAAACGUACUUCAUAAUGAAAAAGAAAACUCAGUAACAUUUAUUGAUUUUGAAUAUACGGGAUAUAAUUAUCAAGCUUUUGAUAUAGCAAAUCAUUUUGCUGAAUUUGCUGGUAUUGAUAGUCCUGAUUAUUCAUUGUAUCCUGAAGAACAAUUGCAGAAAGCAUGGUUAAAUAUAUAUCUUCAGGAAUAUAAUAAUGUAAAAUGUGUACCUGAAAAUGAAAUUAAUUUACUGUAUUUACAAGUAAAUAAAUUUGUUCUUUUAUCACAUUUUUUUUGGGGUUGUUGGGGACUCAUACAAAGUGAACAUUCGACAAUUGAUUUUGACUUUUUAGAGUAUGCUGCAAUAAGAUUUAAUGAGUAUUUCAAAUGGAAAGAAGAAUAUCUUAACAUGAAAUUAUAAAAUCAAAUAUACUUGUUACAUAUUAUUAUUGUACUGCUAUGAAAUUAGCAUUCCAAUAUUUUUAUUAUUUUAUUGUUUAUUGUAAAUAACAUUCCUGUAGAUAUAUUGUGAUAUUUCCUUCUAAUCUGUUACAUAAUAAUUGAAAAUUUUAUGAUCAUAAUGUAUAUAAUUCUACUGUGAAUUUGUCAGUAGAUAAUAUCAUAUAGAACAAAAUUGGUAUAUACAUCUUUGUAAAAUAAUAUAUUAUAAUAUUAAAAUAUUAUUUUGAAAAUAUAACAAUUAUUUAAAAUAAAAUAUUUAAAACAUAAUUUA
Frieseomelitta varia is the source of this 1553-nucleotide messenger RNA. It is a transcript of the gene eas, whose product is annotated as ethanolamine kinase. Gene Ontology annotation, cellular component: cytoplasm. Gene Ontology annotation, molecular function: ethanolamine kinase activity. The record is from RefSeq and is a predicted model, not a curated record. The transcript is spliced from 7 exons. Gene Ontology annotation, biological process: phosphatidylethanolamine biosynthetic process. NCBI's taxonomy places the organism in Eukaryota, Metazoa, Arthropoda, Insecta, Hymenoptera, Apidae. Bases 201 to 1241 code for a protein of 346 amino acids.